UGUACAGUCGGGAAGACCGGCGCGCAUAGAGGAGCACGGGCCGACCCUCGAUAGAGGUUGUCACCGCCUCGGCUGAUUAACCGCUCGAACAUUGCCGAAGAAAGACCACAAUUUUACAUGCACGCGUCGCAAAUUGGAACGGGGAGGCUGUCCGUGUAGUCCCUCAACUUCAGACGGUUUGUGAUCUGUUUGCAUCGGGGCCUUCGGAAAAUACGAAAGAUUUCAACUUGUUCAAGAUCCAAAAUUUCAUAAUGACGUUACUGGCCUACAUCGUGAUCCCGCUGAUCGGGCUUACAUUGGCUGCUAGUGAGAUACCAAGAGAUGACGUCACGAAUGUGUCAUCCACCGUUUCACCCUCCGAAGAGGUCUUCGCGACCGACUCGAAUUGCGGCCACAUCACUUCGAAUGGGAGCCAAUCCGAAUGCACCAAUGACACGAGCGACGAAUGCGGCGUCUGUAAACCGCUACUAAUUUGGACGUGCAUUGAUGGACAUUAUGCAGAUAUUACAGGAGAGGAAGACGCGGCACAACAGGUGUUGAACGUCAUCUUAUACGUCGGGUUUUCUGUCUCCCUUAUUGCUUGCAUCGUUGCCAACGUCAUCUACAUUAUGACAAGACGUGGAUUGAAGGGCAGUCCGUAUCACGUGCACUGGAACUUGAUUGCCUCCUUCACGAUAUAUCACGUGGUGUUCUUGAUAGACUACAGCAUCCUGCCGAUGUGUUACGUCACCAAUAUGCACGCGCGAAACGUGCUGCACGUGCUAGCGGCGUACGCGGUCUUGGCCAACUUCUUCUGGAUGCUGGUGGAAGGUCUCAUUCUUUUCGGCAUCGUGGUCAUCAGCUUUUUCAAAGAGCAGAAAGGCAGACAGUUCAUCAAGUGGUGUCUACUCGGCUGGGGUGCACCGGCUGUAUUGGUUAUCAUCUGGAUUGUUUUGAAGAGGCUUACCUUAACUGGCGACUGCAGGGUUCUGGAGCUUAAGGUCGAGGGAACCGCUUGGCCAAACAUUGUCUGUCUGGUUGUUCCCGUUUUGGUCAUAUUGCUGAUCAAUGGAGUAGUUUUGGUCAUCGUGAUUCGAAAUAUUAACAGGAAACUCAGAGCCUGUGACCGUAGAGACGAGCGAAAGAGACACAGACGAACAGCCAAGUCCACCCUGGUCCUGUUGGUUCUGCUGGGCUCCUACUACGCCUUGCCCAUUGUGGCUGCCUUAAUCGAGAAUCCCUGCCUGAUGGUGUACAUCGUGACGUACCUGGCGAGGAUCAUCUCGUCCAUGCAAGGACUGGCUGUCACUACGCUCUAUGUCUUCCGUAAUGGCGAGGUACGUGAGCAGGUUCGGCGCUUACUAAACAAGCGAUUUGAUCGGCUGGACAUGAGCUGGAAGUCCGGCAUGGGAAGCACUCGGAUGAGCUCGCUCAGUUCCAGCAAGAGGAACAGUAGCUCCUCCGGCAGCGAUGCCAGCAAGGCGCGGCGAAGCACCGCCGGUACUGUCCCAGGGGCGGCCAUGCUGGAGAUGGACACCGCGCCGACUAAGCCCCUGCAACCAGCAGCGGACGUGAACUACAACAAGCCGGCGGCAGGGGGACGGGAGGAUAACCGCAUCUUGAUGGAGCCGCCUGACACGCAGGACGGACAGAAGAGUACGAGGUCCGGUAGCGGGUACACCAAGCUGGACACGACCGACCCGGAUGAGGAGCGUGGCUGAUCGGAAUAUUAAACAGCGCCCUCCUGAUGAGGGGAAAACCUGCCCAUGUUAGGAUUGAGGCCCAAUUGUCGAUACGAAAACCGAAAUAGUGUUUUGACUGUAGACUUGUACGGAUCGUAAGCAAUUGGGAGAACGAUUAUGAGUAGAUGAAAGUACGAGGAAUGGAAAGGUACAGACAUUUUGUUCAUUGCGAUUUAUAGCCUUAUUGUAGCAAGAGAGGUUUGUCUUUUAUGGGCCUUAUUCACGAGUUUGCCAUUUUUGACGAGUUCCCUGAAUGUAUU
Molecule: messenger RNA, 1981 nt
Organism: Patiria miniata (bat star)
Lineage: Eukaryota; Metazoa; Echinodermata; Asteroidea; Valvatida; Asterinidae
Product: secretin receptor-like
Exons: 12
Coding region: 252-1700 (482 amino acids)
Biological process (GO): adenylate cyclase-modulating G protein-coupled receptor signaling pathway; cell surface receptor signaling pathway
Cellular component (GO): plasma membrane
Molecular function (GO): peptide hormone binding; G protein-coupled peptide receptor activity
Source: RefSeq, a predicted model, not a curated record